GCAUUUGAAGCUGGCAUCAGGAGUGAUUUCCCUCGAUUUUUCGUUCCGAUCCAUUCAUUUUACACUCAGCUUCAUUCAAGUUCGGACGUGUAUUUCCGGCGGUGUUGAAAAGGUUGAUCCUUUUACAUUGUAAAAAACGUUGUUAAAUAGUUGUAGUUGGUUGAAAUACUAUUCUCCAAAAUGUUUGAGGCACGUCUCAUUGCUAGCACCACCUUGAAGAAGGUUCUGGAUGCCAUCAAGGAUCUGCUGAAUGAGGCCACGUUCGACUGCAGUGACUCGGGCAUCCAGCUCCAGGCGAUGGACAAUUCUCACGUCUCGCUGGUGUCGCUGUCGCUUCGUUCGGAUGGAUUCGACAAGUACCGGUGCGACCGGAAUCUGUCCAUGGGCAUGAAUCUGGCCAACAUGUCCAAGAUUAUGAAGUGCGCUAACAACGACGACACGGUUACCAUGAAGGCCCAGGACAACGCUGACACCGUCACAUUCAUGUUCGAGUCCCAGAAUCAGGAGAAGGUUUCCGAUUAUGAGAUGAAGCUGAUGAAUCUGGACCAGGAACAUCUGGGAAUCCCCGAGACAGACUACGCGUGCAUCGUCCGUAUGCCAGCGAUUGAAUUUGCCCGCAUCUGCCGCGACUUGUCCCAGUUUGGAGAGUCUGUCGUCAUCUCCUGCACCAAAGAAGGUGUGAAAUUCUCCGCUUCCGGUGAUGCCGGUUCGGCCAACAUCAAGCUGGCCCAGACUUCAAGCGUGGAUAAGGAGGAUGAAGCAGUCAUCAUCGAAAUGCAGGAACCGGUGACGCUCACCUUUGCCUGUCGCUACCUGAACUCUUUCACAAAAGCCACGCCGCUGUCCAACCAGGUGCAGCUGUCGAUGUCUGCCGAUGUGCCGCUCGUGGUCGAGUACAAAAUCCAAGACCUGGGACACAUUCGGUACUACCUGGCGCCAAAGAUCGAGGAUGAUGAGAACUAAAAAGGUUCUUUGUCCAACCAUGUAUUAUUUACUCUUUGUGCGCGAGACACACACACAUACUGAUACUGAUUGGAUAUCUACACAUAAGGCCUUUUAUAUCUACCAUACACCGUAAUAAACACAAUACCUAAGUUAUACUGUAA
Molecule: messenger RNA, 1106 nt
Organism: Culex quinquefasciatus (southern house mosquito)
Lineage: Eukaryota; Metazoa; Arthropoda; Insecta; Diptera; Culicidae
Gene: PCNA
Product: proliferating cell nuclear antigen
Exons: 3
Coding region: 181-963 (260 amino acids)
Biological process (GO): regulation of DNA replication; leading strand elongation; mismatch repair
Cellular component (GO): PCNA complex
Molecular function (GO): DNA binding; DNA polymerase processivity factor activity
Source: RefSeq, a predicted model, not a curated record